Rhinolophus ferrumequinum (greater horseshoe bat) is the source of this 5799-nucleotide messenger RNA. It is a transcript of the gene DCX, whose product is annotated as doublecortin. Gene Ontology annotation, molecular function: microtubule binding. Gene Ontology annotation, cellular component: neuron projection; axoneme. NCBI's taxonomy places the organism in Eukaryota, Metazoa, Chordata, Mammalia, Chiroptera, Rhinolophidae. Gene Ontology annotation, biological process: photoreceptor cell development; intracellular signal transduction; retina development in camera-type eye. Bases 75 to 1172 code for a protein of 365 amino acids. The transcript has 7 exons. The record is from RefSeq and is a predicted model, not a curated record.
GAGAGAUUGGUUUUCUUUCUCUCAGCAUCUCCACCCAACCAGCAGAAAACCGGUCUCUGACGUUUUAUCAAAAUAUGGAACUUGAUUUUGGACAUUUUGACGAAAGAGAUAAGACAUCCAGAAACAUGAGAGGCUCACGGAUGAAUGGGCUGCCUAGCCCCACUCACAGCGCCCAUUGUAGCUUCUACCGAACCAGAACCUUGCAGGCACUGAGCAACGAGAAGAAAGCCAAGAAGGUACGUUUCUACCGCAAUGGGGACCGCUACUUCAAGGGGAUUGUGUACGCUGUGUCCUCUGACCGUUUUCGCAGCUUCGAUGCCUUGCUGGCUGACCUGACUCGAUCUCUGUCUGACAACAUCAACCUGCCUCAGGGAGUGCGUUACAUUUACACCAUUGACGGAUCCAGGAAAAUUGGAAGCAUGGACGAACUGGAGGAAGGGGAAAGCUAUGUUUGCUCCUCAGACAACUUCUUUAAAAAGGUGGAGUACACCAAGAAUGUCAAUCCCAACUGGUCUGUCAAUGUGAAGACAUCUGCCAAUAUGAAAGCCCCCCAGUCCCUGGCUAGCAGCAACAGUGCUCAGGCCAGGGAAAACAAGGACUUUGUGCGCCCCAAGCUGGUGACCAUCAUUCGCAGUGGGGUGAAGCCUCGGAAGGCCGUGCGUGUGCUCCUGAACAAGAAGACUGCCCACUCAUUUGAGCAAGUCCUUACUGAUAUCACUGAAGCCAUCAAACUAGAGACCGGGGUUGUCAAAAAACUCUAUACUCUGGAUGGAAAACAGGUAACUUGUCUCCAUGAUUUCUUUGGUGAUGACGAUGUAUUUAUUGCCUGUGGUCCUGAAAAAUUCCGCUAUGCUCAGGAUGACUUUUCUUUGGAUGAAAAUGAAUGUCGAGUCAUGAAAGGAAACCCUUCAGCCUCUGGUGGCCCCAAGGCAUCUCCAACGCCUCAGAAGAGUUCAGCCAAGAGCCCUGGCCCCAUGCGCCGGAGCAAGUCUCCAGCUGACUCAGGUAACGACCAAGACGCAAAUGGAACCUCCAGCAGCCAGUUCUCUACCCCCAAGUCUAAGCAGUCUCCCAUCUCUACGCCCACCAGUCCUGGCAGCCUACGGAAGCACAAGGACCUGUACCUGCCUCUGUCGUUGGAUGACUCAGACUCACUUGGUGAUUCCAUGUGAAGAAAGAGUAUUCAGAGUCCAGAGUACAAAUCCAAGCUUACUGUUACGAUAGGGUACUUCUGCUCAAGUGUCCAACAGGGCUAUUGGUGCUUUCAAGUUUUUAUUUCUUUGUUAUUGUUGUUAUUUAAAAAAAAACACACACACUGUAAUAUGUUGGGUUUAUUUUCCUGUGAUUUCUCCUCUGGGCCACUGAUUGAUCCACUGUUCCCAAUUAUAAGAGAUAGAUUGAUAACCAUCCUUUGGGGUAUCUUUCCAGGGAUGCAAAAUGUGAUAGUCCAUGACCGUCCUACUGAAUAUUUAGGCAUCUGCAUUAUUUUCCCUGUCUCACUUUGCUCAUACACAGGAGCCUUCCUUUUGUAGAGGGUUGUUUACAUACAUAGCACUUAAAAUGUGUGUGUGUGGGGAAAACAUCAUUGGAAAAUCCAAGAGUGAUAAACACAAGUACCCCCUGACUCCCAAUCUCGAGAAUCCUGAAAGAUCCUCAGAGGAUGGCAAGGCAGCUCCCUGGUCUUGCUCUUCACUCCUGAUUGAGCCUUCUGUUUGUUGUCUAGCAUUAAUUCUGGCUAACCAUGGGGAGAAACACCAGCAACUUAUAAUUCUGGCACUAGACACUUAGGGCCCUGGUACAGGGCUGGCUGAAAGAAACUAGGCAGAAUUGGAAAACACUGUAGGCAUCUCAGUAAAGUUUAUAAAGCACAGUGAAUUCCUUGUCAACUCCUCCACUGGGGCAAUUUAGAAUCAAUAAGCAAUUAAUAGAGUUGGGGGUGAGGGACUUCAUAUAGCUGAUUCCUUUAGGAGGCUGUCUAACAUAGCAAAUUAUUACACAAUGUGUAUGGUAUCCAUCUAUCUCUGUUCUAUUGAAUGCCUUGUAAACAGCCAACACUGAAAACACUGUGAGAAUUUGUUUUCAGGUCUGUUACCUUUCGGUCGCUUUUUAUAGCAAGGAACCAAUAUCCUUUUUAUAAAACCUCUUGUCUGUAUUUCAGGAGCAAACUCUUCAGGCUCCUUUUUUAUAAACUGGUGAUUUUUCUUUUGUCUAAAAAACACAGCAGAAAAUUUAUCAAAAAAAAAAUGCAGAAUAACGUAGUUUAGAAAUCAUGCUGUCACUGCCAAACAGAGACCUCCAGGAGAAAACAAAAUAAAUAGCAGAGGCCAAUUCAAUAGAAUCAGUCUUUUGAUAACUUUUUAACAGUUAUGCUUACAUUAAUAAUUUCAUUGUGGACCAGACAUUCUAAUUAUAUUUUAAAUGAAAUGUUAUGGCAUAUUUUAAGCAACUCUUUUUUAUCUAUAAUCCUGAUAGUUCAUACUGAAGCUACAGAAACCUUUCUCCUGUCUUUAACACUAGAAAGGGUUUCUCUUUGCUAAGGACUGAUCAUUUCAAAUAAUUAUCAGUCUUUGAGGUACAGGUUCAUAACACUGCUUUUUGUCUGUAAUCAUAGCCCAUAAUUUCAAAGAUAACUAAAUUUAAGUGAAAACCAUGCAUGCCAAUUCUGUGUUUGUUUUUAACAGAUAUGAAGAUUUCCUUAUUUCUUUGUAAUGUGCAGAUAGUUGGAAAGGCACAGCAUUUGAAGCCACAUUGCUUCUUGGCUAUUGAAUGACUUGCAGUUUUCCUCUACUUUAAUAGGAAUGAGCUUGCUCUGUGUGUGUGUGUGUGUGUGUGUGUGUGUGUGUGUGUGUGCAUGCACGCGUGUGCACGCGAGUGCAUGUGCAGGCACGCACACAGCCCCUUCAUAAUUGAGAGAUACUACAGGAUACUCCAACAUGGGUCAGUAGCAACUUGGUGGCCUUGCUGAUGAGCACUGUGUAGGAGGGAAUUCAGUGGUGGAAGGGGUACUUCAGGUGCCCCUAGACAAGAUUCAGAUGACCUCCGCUACAAGAGACAUUCUUGGUUCAAGAAAAGUCCAGAUGGUGGUAGUACUGAUUCCUGGUUAAAUUGGUCAUUGAAGAACCCUAAAAUAUGAUAAUCUCUUUUUGCCCCUCUCCUCUAUUUGUAGGUUUCUUAGAAACCAUUAAGAAGCCCAUUUUACUUACUCCUUUAUUUCUUUUCGAAAAGUUCAAGGUUUUCUUAGUGCCUCCCAGAACAAUUUGUAGUUAACUGGGAAAAAUUGGUGCUUGAGAUGGGUGGUGUUAUAGAGAGUGGUAGGAGGUCAGACUUCAGGUCAGACCCCCAAAGAUUCCACCCUUUCUCUAGAUCUCAUUUAGUCCAAUUCCUUUCAUCUAUGAUGAAAUUAAGGCUGAAGCAGCUGAAUGACCUGCUGGAAAGAGCGGGACUAGAGGAGAGAUUGAGAUUUCCUCACGUCCAGGCCCUAUGCUACCUCUCUGAGUGUUUCCUUACUUGUGGCAUAUGUAUCAUUAGGAAAUACUAAAUGGACAUAUUUUCUUUAAAAUAAUCUUUGAACCAACAAUCUCCUAUAAUAAUAGUAGAUUUUCCAUCUUUCUAGUAAUAAAUUAUAAGGAAAUAUUUCUGUACUGCCACUUCAGGGGGACUUGGUAUAGUUAAAAAUUCAAGGCUUUAGUAAUUGCAUUUUAUUUAUUUAUUUAUUUAUUUAUUUAUUUAUUUAUUUAUUUAUUGUUUAUUUUAUUUAUUUAAUUUUUUUUAGUAAUUGCAUUUUAAAUUGGCCCAUUUUCAAGGCAAAAAAGAAAAAUUUUGUAACUGAGUGACUUCACCCAUCAUUCAUUCCCAAUUUUACCCAAUCCAGUUUUACCACUAAACUCCCAUUGUGUUACCUGCUGCACAGUUAGCAAAUAACAAGUCAUUCAGCAAACACUUGCCUCCACUCACCCCAUUCUUUCUCCCUCUUUCACACACACAUACAAACACACACUCAAUUGAUCUGUUGCUUAUUCCUACCUCCUGAUUUUUCUCCCUUACAGAAAUAGAAAUAGGGACCAAGAAGGGGAAAAUGUAUAUAUGGGGUCGGGGCAGAACAACUUCAUAACUAGUGUUAACUAGAGGUAAAUUGAGAGAAAAUUUCCUUUUCAGUUUGGAAAGUCUAGCCAUUAGCAUGACUUCUUUUUGUCCUUACGGACUUUAGUAUUAGCCUAGAUUGAAUCAUAGAGUUUUCUAGCUGGAAGGAACCUUAAGAUCACGUCAUCUACUCUAAACUUUCGUCAUUUUCAGGCCAAGAAUGGAGAUGCAGAGGUAAAGUAAUUUCCCCAAGGUCACACAGCUGGCUAGGGGCAAGUCUGGGAUUAGAACCCACAUCUUCUGGCUCUUAUUCCAGGGCCUUUUCCAACUGAACUGUACUGCCUUCAGUUAGGCUCCUGAGAAUUCUUUCCCAGGAUCAUGUUGCAUCUUGGAGCCAUAUGCUGCUGUCCUGAUCUCAGUGGGAAAUCCACCCAGCAACCUAAUACAGCUUUUUCUCCCUAUAUUCAUAUGGUUCACAUCCACAUGAACUGCAGAUGUCUGCAAAGAGAAGGAAGCACUGAAGACCAACAGGAGCAAUGGGGUCCCUGACCUUGUGCAUCCAACACAGGGGGUCACUGCCCUACCUUGAGAAGCCCUCAGAACAGCCCCCUGAGCUCCUGCCCUGUCCAAAUGGGACAUAGAAAGACUGGUUUUCCCAAAACAGCUCAUUUUAUCUCAUUUCACACUGGUUGGUCUUCAUAGGUCGAGGGAAAUGUUUCUUGGUUUUAAAGAAUGAAAAGGAAGGAAGGAAGAGGGAACAACAGCUUUGUUCAUCCUGACUUUCUGUGACGGCUUUUUAGUAUUUUUAAAAUGAGUGUGGCUACCAUUUUCUGGCAAUGAUUUCUUUUAAAGAUAUGGGAGUGAGACUAGCUAUAGAAAAUAACCUGGUCUUGCUGUGGUUAUCCUCAUCCGCAAUGUUCCCAUAACCAUCUUGCCAUUAUAGGGACAAUUUCCAAGUAUAAGCAAGGGGCUUUGUGACUAAAAUGUACCCUGGCCUAUGUUAAACACUGGCUUCUUGUGUUUGCACUAAAAUAGUAAGCUGUGUGCUCUAUACACCAUACUCAUCUUGUGUACACUGCUCCUGUGGCCUUCCAUGUCAGUAACCAGGACAACAAUUUCGGAACAUGUACUAUUCCUCACAGCAAGCCUUUUCCUGGGAACUAAAGGGUAUUUAUUAGUUCAGUUCCAAGAGACCUCCUUCCAGGCUUACACUACCCCUCAGGAAAUUCUGUCUGAUUCCCGCUUCUCCUCCCCAAUCCAAAAUAACCAAGAAACCUUAAAGUGGAUGUGUAGUUAUCUGAAGGCAAAAAGAAACGGUCUGAGCCCCUAGAUCCUUCUUUGAAUUAACCAGUCCAAGUCUUAGAGCAGCAAUCCAGUGCUUGCCUUGGAAAAAAUUGUGUCCACUUCCCUAGUCCUUUCAGUAUUCUGGAUGGACAUGCUCCCAAUCCACCUCAGAUUUGGUUCUCAACUUAAAAAACAAACAAACAUGUCUUCCUUGGACAAGGCAACAAGGCUUCGCAUGUCCCCAAAAUGAGCUCUAGCACACUGAUGAGAAUGUUUCCAAAGACCAGCCCACCUCACAAAUAUCUAUGCCAGGAGACUUACCCGGGGCCAGAUGCACUGGGACAGUGGGGUUUGAAUAACCUUAUCCACUGUCCAGUUUGCUAUGGAAAUAAAAGCAUUAGAAAUAAAAAUAAAUAAAUAAACAAAUAAAACAAA